CGAGCCUUGGCGGCGGCGGCGGCGGCGGCGGCGGCAGCACUGACACCGACACCUCCCACCAUGGACAGCUUCGACUUAGCACUGCUCCAGGAAUGGGACCUCGAGUCUCUGUGAGAGAAAGGAAGAGGAAGAGAGAGAGAAACAUUGAUCGGUUGUUUCUUCUACGUGCCCUGACUGGGGAUAGAACCUGCAACCUAGACUUCCUGCUGCCUCUUCUGGUCUUCCUGUCUGCCAGCACUCAAAGUGGACUUUAAUUUGCCUCCAAGUGGCAGUGACUGUUUCCGAAAUGUUCCUUGGUUCUCCAGGAUCAGAGUUUGUGCUGUCAGAGUAAACAAGUGUCUAUGAACCAGAUAGAAAUGUGUUACGGAGGAAAGAACGAGAAAGGAGAAAUCAGGAAACUCAACAGGAUGAUGGCACAUUUAAUUCCAGUUAUUCCCUCUUCAGUGAACCCUACAAGACUAACAAGGGGGAUGAACUGUCCAACCGGAUCCAGAAUACCUUAGGCAAUUAUGACGAAAUGAAAGACUUUUUAACUGAUAGAUCUAAUCAGAGUCAUCUCGUUGGUGUUCCCAAACCUGGGGUUCCUCAGGCUCCUGUGAACAAGAUCGACGAACAUUUUGUUGCAGAUUCAAGAGCCCAGCCCCAGCCCUCAUCUGUUUGCAGCACUGCAUCUUCCACACCAGCAGCUGUCUCUGUGCAGCAGAGUAAGAGGGGCACCAUGGGCUGGCAGAAGGCUGGGCACCCGCCACCUGAUGGCCAGCAGAGAGCAACACAACAGGGCUCUCUCAGGACCUUGCUUGGAGAUGGUGUUGGCAGGCAGCAGCCACGGGCCAAACAAGUGUGCAAUCUAGAGGUAGGUCUUCAGACCCAGGAAAGGCCACCUAAUAUGCCAGCCAAGCACAGCAGCAGUGGACACUGUGUUCAGAAUUUUCCUCCAUCCUUGGCUUCAAAACCCAGCCUGGUUCAACAGAAACCGACCGCAUAUGUGCGGCCAAUGGACGGCCAAGAUCAGGCUCCUGAUGAGUCUCCAAAGCUUAAGUCUUCCACAGAAACCAGCGUGCACUGCACGUCAUAUAGGGGAGUCCCGGCCACCAAGCCAGAGUCCACCAGAACCAAGGCCAAGCUUUCCAAGUUCAGUAUCCCCAAACAAGCAGAGGAGAGUAGAUCUGGAGAAACCAACAUUUGUGUGGAAGAAAUAAUCCGGGAGAUGACCUGGCUUCCACCACUCUCUGCUAUUCAGGCACCUGGCAAAGUGGAAGCAAGCAAAUUUUCAUUUCCAAAUAAGGACUCUCAGCUCAUUUCCUCCGGACACAAUAAUCCAAAGAAAGGUGAUGCUGAGCCAGAGAGUCCAGACAAUGGCACCUCAAAUACAUCAAUGCUAGAAGAUGACCUUAAGCUAAGUAGUGAUGAAGAGGAGAAUGAACAGCAGGCAGCCCAGAGAACUGCUGUCCACGCUCUGUCUGACAGUGCCUCUGUCCAGCAGGCCGGCUGCAGAGCCUCGGUGCCUUCCAGCAAGGGCAGCAGCAGCGGCAGCAGCAGCAGCGGCAGCAGUUCGUCCAGUGACUCGGAGAGCAGCUCGGGAUCUGACUCUGAGACCGAGAGCAGUUCCAGUGAGAGUGAAGGCAGCAAGCCGGCCCACUGCUCCAGCCCUGAGGCUGAGCCCGCGUCCUCUAACAAGUGGCAGCUGGAUAAAUGGCUGAACAAAGUUAAUCCCCACAAGCCCCCCAUUCUGAUCCAAAAUGAGAGCCACAGCCUGGAGAGCAGUCAGUACUACGCCCCGGGGAAAGACCAAGUGCAGGACUGCGGGAAACUCCCCGACAGUUGCCAAACCGGCCUGAGAGAGAAGGACAUCAAGAGCACCUGCAGGGAGGAGCAGAGGCCAAGGACAGCCAACAAGGCCCCAGGGACUAAGGGGGUGAAGCAGAAGUCCCCGCCUGCGGCUGUGGCCGUGGCCGUGACUGCAGCCGCCCCACCACCCACAGUCCCUGGUGUGUCCCCUGAGAGUGUGCCCACGCCCACGCGGAGGUCUGCCGGCAAGAAGCCCCCCAGGCGCACGGAGAGGACCUCAGCCGGUGAUAGUGCUAACUGCCCACGGCAGGAGGAGCCAACAGAGGCACUGGGGGCAAGCGCAGCCAUUGCUCCAGAGCCCACCAAAGCCAGGCCUUGUGGCAACAGCAGGACAAGCCACCGCAAGGAGCUGCGGGCCUCAGUCACCUGCGAGAAGCGCCGCACGAGGGGCUUGAGCAGGAUCGUCCCCAAGUCCAAGGAAUUCAUCGAGACAGAGUCGUCAUCUUCGUCCUCCUCCUCAGACUCCGACCUGGAGUCGGAGCAGGACGAGUACCCUCUGGCCAAAGCACAGGCCGUGGCUACUGCCUCUGCUGCUGCUGCUGCUUCUGCUUCUGCUGCUGUCGCUGCCUCUGGGAGUGACCAAAGGCUCAAGGAGGCCGCCAACAGCAUCAGCAGCGGCGGUGGCCCCCGCGCACCUGUAGGCUCCAUCAACGCCAGGACCACCAGUGACAUCGCCAAGGAGCUGGAGGAGCAGUUCUACACGCUGGUCCCCUUUGGCCGCAAUGAACUCCUCUCUCCCCUGAAGGAUAGUGAUGAGGUCAGGUCUCUCUGGGUCAAAAUUGACCUGACCCUCCUGUCCAGGAUCCCAGAACACAUGCCCCAGGAGCCUGGGGUCUUAAGCACUCCUGCGGCUAAGGACGCUGAGAGUGCACCUCCAAGCCACCCCUCCGACACACCCUCAGAAAAGGCCUUGCCUAAAUCCAAGAGGAAACGCAAGUGUGACGAAGAUGACUACAGGGAGAUUAAGAAGGCCCAGGGAGAGAAAGAGAGCUCUUCACGACUGACUGCCUCUGCCAAUAAUACUUUGUCUGCUAAUCAUUGCACCAUGAACAUCAACAGCUUGGCAAUACCCAUAAAUAAAAAUGAAAAAUUGCUCCGGUCACCCAUCUCACCCCUCUCCGAUGCCUCUAAACACAAAUACUCCAGUGAGGACUUGACGUCUUCCAGCAGGUCCAAUGGCAGUGGUCUGUUCGCAUCCACCACCUCCAACAAAAAGCUUAAGGCUGAUAACCAGCUGCAGUCUCAUGCCGGAGACCUCACGAAAGCAGCUCACCACAAUUCGGAAAAUGUUCUACACAAGUCUCGGCCACAGACAGAGCCGUGGUCUCCAGGCUCCAAUGGCCACCGGGACUGCAAGAGGCAGAAACUUGUCUUCGAUGAUAUGCCACGCAGUGCAGAUUAUUUUAUGCAAGAAGCUAAACGGAUGAAGCAUAAAGCAGAUGCAAUGGUGGAAAAGUUUGGAAAGGCAUUGAACUAUGCUGAAGCAGCCUUAUCAUUCAUUGAGUGUGGAAAUGCAAUGGAACAGGGUCCAAUGGAAUCCAAGUCUCCUUAUACAAUGUAUUCAGAAACAGUGGAGCUUAUAAGGUAUGCUAUGAGACUGAAAACCCACUCAGGACCCAAUGCCACACCAGAAGAUAAACAACUGGCUGCAUUAUGUUACCGAUGCCUGGCUCUCCUGUACUGGCGGAUGUUUCGACUCAAAAGGGAUCAUGCUGUAAAGUAUUCAAAAGCACUUAUCGACUAUUUUAAGAAUUCAUCUAAAGCUGCCCAAGCCCCAUCUCCAUGGGGGGCCAGUGGAAAGAGCACUGGAACCCCAUCCCCCAUGUCUCCCAACCCCUCCCCCACCAGCUCCGUGGGAUCUCAGGGGAGCCUCUCCAGUACCAACACCCUGUCCCCUUCAACCAUCGUCAGCAUCCCACAGCGCAUCCACCAGAUGGCAGCCAAUCACGUCAGCAUCACCAACAGCAUUCUCCACAGCUAUGACUACUGGGAAAUGGCAGACAACCUGGCCAAGGAGAACAGAGAAUUCUUCAACGACCUGGAUCUGCUCAUGGGGCCUGUCACCCUACACAGCAGCAUGGAACACCUGGUCCAGUACUCCCAGCAGGGCCUGCACUGGCUGCGGAACAGCGCCCACCUGUCAUAGGGGCCUCUCCCUUGAGCUGAAUUGUGCUCUCGUCUCCAUGGACAGCUCAAUGUUUCUGGACACUGUGCUACUGAAGUUCCCAGCCACAGCAUCUGUCAAACUGCAGUGAAUAUUUUCUCACCUUUGAACAGUGGUCUUUACCCAGGGCAUGUGUGUUUGUAUGUGUGGGUGUUGAGGAAGCAGUUUGUGUGUGUGUAAGACACACAGCUCUUCAGAACACAUUUUCUUUGUCUAGUUUUCAUAAGCCCAGUCUAGACAAAGUGAUCAGAGGUUUCUGAUUAGAGGAAAUACACUUACACACACAUACACACACACACACACACACACACACACACACACACACACACACACACACAAAACUUUCUACUUCAAAUCUAAACCAUGACAUUUUAGAACAUUGAACCCAAAUCUCACAGUUAGUUAACCAGGUGCAAUGCAGCACACCAAAAGCUUGACUGCCAGUUACAAUGAACCUAGUUCUUAUAUUAUUGAUUACUUUCAGUAUUAAUAUACUAUUCCCCAUUUAUUCUUUGUAUGUAUUAAUGGGUAAUCGAAUUAAUGAAAAUAAGUCAGUUUUUUAUGUGCUGGAUGUUUACCAGGUUGCAUGUUACCAAAUACCUGCCUUUCAUUUAAUACUUGCCCCUCCAUCCAACUUUAUUAUCAACUAAAUGUGUUAUAAGCAAAUGGAUCAACUCCCACGGGCCUUCCCUGCCCUGCCCCCCAAAUAGUAUGAGAGUGGCACAGAGAUUUGGUAAGAACUCAGUGCCUUUGAAAGUGAACCAAUAUUAACGCAGUCACACCUGCGUUUUGGAACUAUGUUAGGGAUUAAAAUCUUUUGUGCAUGUGACAACAGACUCGCCCAGCACAUGCAUUCUUUCCUCCUGCCACUGUGACACAGUGGCUGUAGAGCCAUGUGGCAUUUGUCAGCCAAUAUUUUUUAAGUCUAUUCUUUCCAUGAUAGCUUUCUUACAAAUGUUCUUGGCCAAAUUGGGACAUUACCUAGAAUACCCUUCACUAGGAGUCUAUCUGUUGCCUAUCAGGCUGAGAAUUCCUUGCUCUCCUGGUAACUCUAAUCCCCUCACUCUUCAUGCGCAAUGUGCCACGUUAAGGCGUUUUGAACUGGGGGUACGUUUCAGGCUUUGAUUAGCCAGCUGCUCACUGCGCAGGGUGAGUUAUUCCUGCAGUGAUCGCAGCGCUGUUUGGGGAGCAGCAGCCGGGACAUGAUGCUCACACCCUGUGUGUCUGCUAUGUUUACGUUGUGCCCUCAAUUCUUUUCUCUUUUUUUUUUUUUACUUAAGUUUACAUUUUAGGUUUUUUUGACAUCUUGUUUACAGUUUUUGUUUGAAAUUUGUUUCUUUUAUAGUCCCUUGUCAUGCCUUAGCUUUAGUGUUCUUAUUAAAUAUAUUUGGUUAUAAAAAUAUUGGUUAAAAAGAAAAACUCCAGGAAAAAAAAAGGAUGUAAUGUUUCUUAGGCCUCUCACUUGACAAAAUAGCACCAGGAUGGUCUGAGAAAGACAGGUGAUGCAAUUUAUGGAACAACCCAUUUUUUCAAGGUAAAGGUGGCACAAAACAUUUACAAGAGAUGCUCAUGUAUGCUCUCACUGGUGGUUGGAUUGGUUCGGCUUCAUUGUUAAUGUUUUUGUCAGCCUGAUGUAUAGGUGAAGAUAAGAUGGCCAUAAUUCCUGAGCUAUAAGCACUGAUUCAAAAUUGUAGAAAUGAUUGAACUGUACAAAUGGUGACCUGACGUUAAUUUAAAAUGAGCAGGUGAAGGGCUCGUGGAAUUUGCAUUUGGCUUUAGCCUUGAAGCUUCUGGAACUAUUAACAAAAUUUCUAUUUUACAUUCAUCCAACUGAGGUGCUUGCCCCAUCCCUUUCACUAGUUGGUGGUGGUGGAGUUCACGAUCCCAUUGGAGGUUAGAAAUUUAAGUCUAACUUAAGAAAUUGUGAAUUGUUGUUUUAUUUUAUUUUGUUUUGUUUUGGAGGACUGAGGCUUAGUUCUGCUUACUCUUGCUGAAUGCUGAUGAAAUGCUCAAACUCUCACAUAAAGGAAUGACCAACCCUCAGGUCUGUCCUUGGGGUGCUUUGCUGGCCUUGUGUGGUAUCCAUGUGGUAUGCUGACCCAUAAAACCCCAUCUAAACACACCGGUGGCCUCUGGCAUUUUAUCAGCACGUUGAUGACCCAUGUUUCCCAAUAAAACUUGACACUGGCCUUUUGUUUCAUCAGUAGAGUAUGGUGGGGCAGCAGUUUUUAUUAGUUUGGAUGUAGAUGAUUAUGAUAAGGAUACAUCUUGUUGUUUGUGAAAGUCAUUCAUAACUUUCUUUUAUUUAGUUUUGUUCAAAGUAGAAAUAUCUUUCUUACAUUUUCUGAUUUAAACAGCUUCAUUGUAAAAGUUUAGACAGUACAGAAAUGCAGAAAUUAGAAAGUAGCCCCAACCCCCAGAGACAACCACUGCUCCCAGUUUCAUGUCUGUCCUUCUGGAGAUUCUCCCAUUUCAACAUAUAGUAUCUAUUAUUAUUUCUUUCUUUUUGAAGACAUAUUAUUUCUGCAGAAGUUCAACACAGGUUCAACUGACCACAUCUUUCCAUAACCUGAGUGGAUGCCAGCUUUUAUCACAAUGUUAGAGUUACCUUUCAAAGGGAGUAACUCAAAUACAUUCCUAAUCAAAAUUUGGGAUUUGUUACUGCUCUACACAGAUCAGACUUAUGUGCAGAAUUGUGCCUGGAAAGAGAGGUUUGGUUAAAACAGAUAUUUCUGGAAACUUUCAAAUUACAAAUGGAAACUUGGACCCACUAUCUAAAGAGGACUGUACUGGAAAAAUAGUCUGAGGAGUUGACAAGUUGUGUACUAGACUGGACACAUAGAACACAAUGCAAUGAGACUUUCUGCACUAAAACUUAACCUAGUAUAUACAACAAUGAUGUGUGUAUUAUAUAACAGUGAUGUGUACAUUUCUGACAUCCCAUGCAUAAUAUACACAGUUUGUAUAAAUGCAUACAUUUAAAAAUAUAUAUGUACAAUACAGCUACCAUAAAACUGUAGAACGCCUGAAGGAUAUUACUAGUGCCUAAUAUUGAGUAUAAGUCACUGCGUGUUCCCAUCACCUUGGAAGUACAGUAAUUGUUAUAAAAUUAACCAGUGCAGCCAACAUUAUUUAUGAAUCACAUCUUUGAAACUGUGCAGUAGUAUAUACAUAUAUAUUUUUAAAUAACAUUUUUCACAGUUUUCCAGAGUUACUGUUGAAAUCUGUAUCACCAAAAAAAGCAAGAUUUUUUUAAUGAUGUAGACACUCUUCAGACCCAGUAGUCUGUGUGCGAUUUCCCGUCUGUAGAUGCCCAAGAGACUUUAGCAGUCACCAGCCUUAAUGCAUGUACAGGAUAUUGUUGUGACUUAAUUUAUCUGCAGUUUUUAAUCCAUAUGAAAUUGGAAUUUAUAAACUGACUUAGAUUAAAUAUGUCUGCCUUUCUAAGGUUACAAAUGUUACAUUAAAUGAUUUAUGUUGUAAAUGAGAGAAAUUGAGUUGUACGUAAAAAAAAAAUCCACCAACUUCUGUGACUAUUUUUAUAAGAAAACUUUAGAAUCAAAAUGUGUUCAAAUAAGUAUUCUGGUCCCCAGUUCAUACUCUCUUUAGAAACGACCUUAUUUCAUGAGUUUUUUGGUUUUUUUUAACAUAGCUCCCACAGAUUAUCAUCACUAAGUCUGGUAUUUUUCAUGGGGGAGAGUAUGUUUUUCUUUAUUAUAACUACACUUGACUACUUGUCUUUCCCAUUUCCCAGCCAUCUGUGCACGUGUGCACACGUGCGGGAGACCACCGCCCCAUGUUUCAGGAAACACUGAGGAGGGGACCUGACUUCACACCGAAGGCUGCACUGGGGCUUGUCCAACCAGUGGCCCUGAGUCACUGUUCUGCUUACCUUCCGCAACGACACAGUUAGUUCCCUGACUCAUGUGUGCCAGGUUUUUCCAACUCAGACCAAUACGGUGAAAUAAUGUUCGCAAUGUGUGGUUGAGUAGAAUAAAAGAAUUUUGAAUUAACAAAGAUGAAACUAAUUAUUAGACCAGUGUCUUGCCAUGGUAUAUCCCCCUGUGUAGGAGGGGUUUUUUGUUAACCUCAUUUUUGUUCUUCUCUCCCUCCUUUUUUUUCCCCUCCUGCCCAAACUAAACUAAACUAGGAGGCAGAAACCAUGACAAAAACAAACCCAUUACUUCAGUUUACCCAGGCCUUAUCCUUAGAUUCGGAUAUGCCUUGUGGUGAAGCAGAACCCUAACUCCAUGUCACCAUGGAGACCGCCUCAUUCUGAAGAUGGCCAGGACAAGAGACUCCACUGUGCUUGCCCUCGGACCACCGACUUGAUACCCUUUGACAGAUGGUGUGGGCUAAACGCUCAGCAGUCGUUCAAAAACUGUCUUUCUCUUAUGCUGUUUUGCCUGCUACUCACCCGAAGCCUGUUCCUAUGAGAAUCAUAUUUUUUAAGAGUAACACAUCUUUUGUAAAAUCUGGAUCAAUUAAAGUCCUGAAAGACUUUUUUUUAAUGAAAGGAAAAAAAACAUGAACUGCAUUCCCAACAAUUCUGAGCCAGAGUUUAUUUCCUCGUUUUCACACUCCCAGAAAGCACAGUCUUUCAAUAUUACAGCUUCCUGACGAAUAGCACAAGAAAUGUUCAGCUUUGAGGAGCCCUGGCUGCAAAGCUCAUUAGAGCGUCGUCCCAUUACACCAAGGUUUUGGGUUCAGUCUCCAGUCAGGGCAUGUAAAAGAAUCAACCAAUAACCAAUGAAUGAAUAAAUAAGUGGAACAACAAAUCAAUGUUUCUUUCUCUUCCU
Molecule: messenger RNA, 8811 nt
Organism: Phyllostomus hastatus (greater spear-nosed bat)
Lineage: Eukaryota; Metazoa; Chordata; Mammalia; Chiroptera; Phyllostomidae
Gene: AFF3
Product: AF4/FMR2 family member 3
Exons: 24
Coding region: 518-3994 (1158 amino acids)
Biological process (GO): regulation of gene expression
Cellular component (GO): nucleus; super elongation complex
Source: RefSeq, a predicted model, not a curated record